Mizuhopecten yessoensis (Yesso scallop) is the source of this 2222-nucleotide messenger RNA. RefSeq names its product neuroplastin-like. The coding region runs from base 115 to 1305 and encodes 396 amino acids. NCBI's taxonomy places the organism in Eukaryota, Metazoa, Mollusca, Bivalvia, Pectinida, Pectinidae. The record is from RefSeq and is a predicted model, not a curated record. The transcript is spliced from 7 exons.
UUACGCAUGCGUACUGCAACUCUACAGCUAUAGCCAUUUUGUCAAGGACGAAGGCUGAAAUUUAUACAGAUUACACCAGGGGAAAAUCCAGUCCGUCUGGAGAUAUCACUAAAAAUGUGGUUUUCUUUAGUUACCUGUUGUUUAUUAGCUUUCAUCACAUUGCCAACCCGUGCUAAUGAAGAGCCCAAAAUUGAAAUACUUCCAACCACAGACCCCCUCAAGGUUCUAGAGGGUGGCAAGCUUGAAAUAACAUGUAAAUAUUCCACCAAGGCAGCAAAUUACCAGCCUAACUCCUUGAUCAUCAAGAGAUCUGUUGAGCGACAAGGAAACAUAGCGAAUGCAGUAAAACUGAUGAAUCUGGGAUUCGAGACGCAUCGUUCUACCAGUCCAUCAGCUACUGCGUCGGAUUGGACUGUCAUCACUCUGAAAGUCACGAAAACUGGACCCCAGCUCACAAUCCAAGACACAGGCCGUUAUUACUGUAUUUAUGAGGAGGUUUACAAAUUCUUCCAAAAAGAUGUGGACAUCUUCAGAGUGUCCACACCUUCUAAAGUCGUGUUCAAUGAGACGAGCAGCAAGCUGAGCUGUGUUCCGGAAUUCAGCACUGAGACAACUGUCAGGGAUUACACACUGUCCUGGAACAAGAAUGGCACAGGAACGCUGGACGAUACUUUGAAAGACAGAUAUGCACUGGAGGGGGAUAUGAAGGAAAUUCUUGCUAUCACAAAACCUGAAUGGGGAGAUCUGGGUUCCUACCAGUGUGUGUUUACCUUCACCCCCUCCCAACAGGUGGUCGUCCACAAUAUUGAUCUCAUGGGACCACCCACUGUGAAUGCCAAGAGCUUUGACUCCUCAAAGAACUAUGUACAAGGGGACAACCUUAUCCUUAAGUGUCCAGUGACGGGAUACCCCUACCCUACCAUAUCCUGGCUUCGUGACGAGGUCCUAUUGAAUGCAGGUGACCGUGUCGUCAUCAGUGAUGAGGGAAAAUUGGUCAAUGGCAAGCUGACCAUCUACAGUCUGGAGUUUGAGGAUAAGGGCACUUACAAAUGUAUGGCAAACUCAACCUACGAAAGUUUCCAGUCAGCGUCAGCAUCAACUGUGGUCAGGAUCAAGGAUCGUCUUGCCGCCUUGUGGCCAUUCCUAGGAAUUGUUGCCGAGGUCAUCAUCCUCUGUAUCAUUAUCUUCAUCUAUGAGAAGAGGCGUGGAAAGCAGAUGGAAGACGAAGCUGACUCUCCAGACUACCCAGCAAACACUCCGGAUCCCCGGGCUGAUGAAGUGAGACAGAGGAAUGUGAGAACCUAGAAGAAGAGAGUUACAUCUACUAGCAGAAACAAAAUACUGACUAGAAAUCGGCUGAUUUCUACAGGACAUUAUAGACCCAUGCUAUGGAGUGUUUCAAUAACUUCAGGUCUUGAUUUGCUUUUUGGAAGCAAUUUUGGAGUUUAACUUUUAAAAAAAGAAAAAUUUGAACAAUAAGCCAGCGUCAAAAAUAACUCAAAAAUGUGUGAAAAGUGCAAGGAGAAAGUAGAUAUGUUUGUCUAGUCUAUUGGACUUGUUUAGUGGAGAUGUAUUGGCGUAAAGUGUAUGUGAAUGCAAGUAAUUAGAUUAACACUAAAGAUAACAGGCCGUUACAGAUCAGGUAUGUGUCUCGUGUCUACGCUGAUAUUACCGUCAGUCUGUCACAUGGGUCUAUUGUCCACACUGAUAUUACCGUCAGUCUGUCACAUGGGUCUAUUGUCCGCACUGAUAUUACCGUCAGUCUGUCACAUGGGUCUAUUGUCCACACUGAUAUUACCGUCAGUCUGUCACAUGCAUUUCUCUUGUGUGUUCAUUAUGAAAGUAAGGAGAAUGUGAUUGAGUGAAAGUUUUUAUAAGGUAUGCAUGUGAUUAAAAGAAAUGAUGCUUUGUUUUGUUUUUCUUAAUCUUAAAUAAUCAGGGUUAAUUUGUUAUAAUUAUGGUAUGUUUUUUCUUGAGUACAUAUACAGCUGUAUUAUACAUGUACCUGACUUUUCACAUAUGAUAUCUGUAAUAUAUAUAUUUUAUUUCCACCAAAUAUUUGAUUAUUAGAGUAUAUAUUGCACUUGCAUUCACUAACUAAAUAUUUAUCUAAAGGAAAUGGAAUGAAAGUAUGACGUACUGGUUGGUCCUUUUAUACAGCCUACCAGAACAUACAAAGUGCUACACAACACUCAACUAGUAAGGGUUUAGGUAACUAGUAA